This is a messenger RNA of Prorocentrum cordatum, 729 nucleotides long. NCBI's taxonomy places the organism in Eukaryota, Dinophyceae, Prorocentrales, Prorocentraceae. The record is from the annotation of a GenBank genome assembly.
AUGCCGGAGGUGGUGGUGUGCGACAACUCCAUGCCGCCGUGGCGCCAUCCAGAGGAGGGCUGGUGCGACUGCAUCGUGACCGACCCGCCCUACGGCGUGCGCGCUGGCGCCAAGAAGCAGGGCCGCAACUCGGGGGGCAGGCAGGUGGAGAUCCAGGACCGCGAGACCUACAUACCCUCGAAGGUCGGCUACGGGGAGGACGAAAUGGCCAAGGACCUCCUGGUGCUCGCCGCCAGCGCCCUGCGGGACGGCGGCCGCCUGGUCUUCCUGGCCCCCGUCGACCUGGCCGACUUCCUGGGCAUCGACCGCGCCGCCGCGGAACACGGCGCCGCUGCUGGAGGCCUCCAGCCGCCUGCUGCGGCGGGUCGCCGCCGGCCCGCGGCGAUGAUCGGGGGCAGCGAGGUGUGUCUGGGCUUGCAGCUCCUGGCGCCGGCCUUCGUCCAGCCGAGGGCGGCGAGGGCGCAGGCCGAGGUGGACCCGGCCCUGGCGGGCGCCGUGGCGGCCCUGGCGGCGCUUCCCGGCGAGGCUCUGGCGGAGGGCGGGAAGAUCCCCGGGGCGCCGCUCGCGGGCUCGCCGGUGUGCCUCUCGAAGCCGCUGGUGUGGCUGAUCUACCCGCUGUGCGACCUGGUCUUCCUCACCUCGCCCAUCUUAGAGUGCCCGAAGAGUCAAGAGGCCGAAGUCAAGACAACCUUGGGUUCGGGAGACGCUCUGGUGUUCGGCCCGAACUGA